Bactrocera oleae (olive fruit fly) is the source of this 1041-nucleotide messenger RNA. Its product is annotated as 23 kDa integral membrane protein. The record is from RefSeq and is a predicted model, not a curated record. Lineage: Eukaryota; Metazoa; Arthropoda; Insecta; Diptera; Tephritidae. Gene Ontology annotation, cellular component: plasma membrane.
UUUGAAUUAAUUUGUGUGAACAUGCAAUCCACCAGCAGUAGUCGUCAAUGUGGCACGGACGCGAUCAUUUCGUGGCAAACGACUCACGUUGAUGUGCAGUGCUCGAUUUGGUUUUUUAUUCGGGGCUAAAUAAAGUGUCAAAGGCAACAUGAAAGUGCCCUUCUCGAAAGCCACGCUGUGGAAAUAUGUGUUCCUAAUGAUAAACUGUUUGAUAACUGCCUUCGACGUUCUACUCAUCUCAUGCGGCGUCGUUUCCCUAGGCGGUGCCGGCUCUUUAGCCGGUGCUUACACCGCAGCAUCCAUUGGGUUCCUAGCAAUGUUCAUCGCCUUUACGGGCGCCAUGGCAUCGGUGCGUCAGUCAUUGAUGCUAUCUUGGGCGUACAUAGUUACGACAGUGCUAUGCAUAGUUUUGGAAACGAUUUGUAUGAUCGCAUUUGGCAUACUCAAAGAUGACUUCUAUUUAAUGGCGGUCGAGCGUGUACAAGGCAUUUGGGAUGAACGACCAGAGACCCAGGAGGCAUUAGACGAAAUUCAAGAACAGCACCAUUGCUGCGGACGCGACAGUCCACAGGAUUAUUUGCCUGACAAACAGCAAACUCUACCUGCGAGUUGUUGUCGCUGGGGCGAUUGUUCGGAGGAUAAUAAUAUUUUCGCCAGAGGCUGUGUUGAUGCGGCGACGAGCUUUUUUAACGAACAAAGUGACAAUCUUAUUUUGAUUAUUGUUGGACUGAUUGCUGUUCAGGUAUUUGGCGUGAUUGCUGCCUAUUACUUCACUCGUAGCAUGGUAAAUCUUAAGCAGAAGCGGGAACAAAUCAUUAUUAAUGAGUAAUUAAUCGAUUUUAUACCACAAUAUGUCGCAAAAAUUGGAAAAAUUUGUGGAAAUAGAAUAUUCUUUGAAUAAGAUUGAUGUAAAGGAAUUGUGAAAAUGUACAAAAAAAAAAUGUUGAUCAAAAUAUAUAUGUAACUGAAUAAAAUAUUUUAAUUGGAAUAAUAUAAUAGAUAUAAAAAUAAUAAAAUUGUUAAAUGAAAAAAUAAAAGAAA